Scleropages formosus (Asian bonytongue) is the source of this 1691-nucleotide messenger RNA. RefSeq names its product RAD9 checkpoint clamp component A (gene rad9a). Gene Ontology annotation, cellular component: checkpoint clamp complex. Gene Ontology annotation, biological process: cellular response to ionizing radiation; DNA replication checkpoint signaling; mitotic intra-S DNA damage checkpoint signaling. Bases 174 to 1382 code for a protein of 402 amino acids. The record is from RefSeq and is a predicted model, not a curated record. The transcript is spliced from 12 exons. Lineage: Eukaryota; Metazoa; Chordata; Actinopteri; Osteoglossiformes; Osteoglossidae.
AUGGCGAUUUGUGACACAUGCUUGUCACUCUUAUUUUAGUUGUGACACUGUCCGGAAUCCUUGUGCAGGUGGUUUUUCAGGCUGACACUAUGACAUCCACCAACAUUUAGAUACACAGCCACGCAUGCUUGUGACUGCUCAUCCCAUCCUGCGGACACCUAGUCCCCCAAACAAUGGACUGCGUUGUGACAGGAAGCAAUGUAAAAGUGCUGGCAAAAGCUGUCCACUCGCUGUCCCGCCUGGGGGACGAGCUGUACCUGGAGCCACAGGAGAAUGGGCUGGCCCUACGCACGGUGAACUCAUCACGCUCAGCGUACGCCUGCUUCCUGUUCUCUCCGCUCUUCUUCCAGAAGUAUUGCUUUCCUCAGAACUCAGUUCUUCGCUGCAAGAUAGUCGCCAAGUCUGUGCAGGCUGUAUUCAAGUCCCUCUCCUCUCUGGAGAAAACGGUGGAGAAGUGCCGCAUUGAACUCAACAGCGAGAAGAGUCGUUUGACCUUUACUCUACACUGCAAACAUGGCUUGCUGAAGACGCACAACCUGUCCUUCCAGGACAGCGAAAGCCUGCAGGCUGUCUUCGAUAAGGACAGCUGUACCAACGUACUUACAGCUCAGCCCAAGUUGCUGGUGGACACUGUGCUGCAUUUUCCUCCCUCCUUGGAAGAAGUGACCAUGUCAGUGAAUAAUGAAAGAGUGUUGUUCAGAAACCAUGUGGAGGAAGACACAGAGCUGUCCAAGGCCAUGAUGACCGAGCUUUGUCUCAGUGCAGUGGAGUUUGACCAGUUCACUGUGGACACACAAACAGAAAUCACAUUCUGUCUUAAGGAGCUAAGGGGCCUGUUGGUUUUUGCAGAGUCUUCCAGUCUCCCUGUCUCAGUGUACUUUGAUGAGCCUGGCAGGCCUGUGGUGUUCAGUCUGACAGACAGUGUCUUGGAGGUGAACUUUGUUUUGGCCACUCUGUCUGAAGAGUUUCACCCACAUAACUGCAGCAACAGCAACACAAACCGACUCCCAGCCCCACCUGCUCCUGACGACUUCAUGAACGAUGACAUGGACUCGUACAUCAUUGCCAUGGAGACUAGUGAGGUUGCUGGAGACUCCAGUUGUCCACUUCCCCCCCAGGAUCCUUUGAUUCCCCAACAGUCCAAAUCUAAUGAAGAGCAGCACAAAUUUAGGGUUGAAAGUGAGAGUGAGGAUGAAGAUGAGCAGCAGGAGGAAGAGCAGGAGACAGUGGAGGAGAAUGGCAGACCUCCCAACAAAAAGUUCCGCUCCCUCUUUUUUGGGUCAGUGCUGCCAUCAUCCUCCCAGAUGUCCAAUAAAACUGUCCGGAGCCAGAAGAUCCUGGCCAGUGACAGCGAAGAUGAAACAGCACUUGACUCACCAUAAAGUCAGUCGGCCCACAAUGAUUCAGGAUCAGCAAGAAAAGGAAAAUGACUGGUGAAGGAUGUUUUCUCUUUUCUGGUGGACACACUGCUGCAUGAGAGAGUAAAUCCAGCAGUUUACCCUGACUUCAAUGCAAAAGUAAUACUGCUGCCAAUUCAGAGACCAACCCAAAGGGACAGAUUGAUCAUGUGGGCACGUUUGUAAUGAUUUCUUUUGUAUCACAAAGGCCAGAAGUUAUUACUGUAAAGAUGACUGUAAUGAUCUGUGGAAAUAAUGGAAAGAAAUAAAACACCCACACUUCUUUUUGAAACA